AUUCCUUAAUAAUCCCUACCAAUUUAGUUAAUAGCUUAGUAAUCCUUUUAUUUUAAAUAUAUCCCCAUUCCCCCAUUCACGUUCUUCUUCAUAAACAAGAAAUCGUUCUUCCUUUCCUUUCGUCGGCGGCAACAGCGAACUAAUCGACGUGGUGCGGUGGUGGAUCUCCGGUAGCCCAGCCCGCUUCUCCAACCAGCACGCUGAUGUCGUUUUCCUCUUCUCCUUGUGUCCUUGUUGAUUUGGAAACUUCACCCUCGGUUGUUUUCAUUAAAGAUCUUGAAUUGACAAAAGUCCCAAAGACUUCUUCUGAUCAAGUCAUGCUGAAUGAGGAUGAAGAUGCAAAAGUGGAAGGCACUGGUUCAGGCUUCAUUUGGGAUAAAUUUGGUCACAUAGUCACCAAUUACCAUGUUGUUGCUAAACUGGCUACUGAUACAAGUGGUUUACAACGUUGUAAGGUGUUCCUAGCUGAUACCAAAGGAAAUAGCUUUUACAGGGAAGGGAAAAUAAUUGGGUUUGAUCCAACAUAUGAUCUAGCUGUCCUCAAGGUAAAGUGGUUAACAUUGAAGAGAACAUGGACUAAGAUGCCACUUUUGCAUAGGACAAAAUUGUUGUGCUGGAAUAUUGUCUAAUCGCAUUGCCCUUCCUUCUCUAGAGAAGAUGGAUUAAGAUAUUGAAGCAUGUUACUUGUCACUUGAAGCAUCCGGAACUCGUAAGAGCUACACUCAUAACUUGGCCCUUGUUUAGUGGGACUAGACUGGAUUGCGGAUCACUAUGGGGUUCCUGCUGUUGAAGAAUGGAGAAUGCAAAUGUACAAUGUCGUGUCUAAGAACAAGCUCGUGCAGUGGGACUACACUACAGUAGUAUUGCAGUGGGACUACACUACAAUAACUGGAUUGCGGAUCAGUGUGGGGUUCUUGCUAUUGAAGAAUGGAGAAAGCAAAUGUGCAAUGUCGUGUCUAAGAACAAGCUCAUGCAACCCAAUCUAUUUUUUCUUCUCUUUGUAUAUGGGUUAUAGCACCCCUUAUGGUAUCUUAUAUACAUGUUUUUAGCCUUCAAAAAAAAAACUUGGCCCUUCCUUGAAAACAAGUGUAGAUUUUAUUUGUGUGUCAUAGCCUGUAUUGUGGCCUUUGUGCACAAUGUACUUCAUCUUUCUAUCAAGUCUCAAAUUAUAUUCAAUGAAUAAAGCUUAUGCACCUUUGAUUAA
Messenger RNA from Lotus japonicus, 1204 nucleotides. Its product is annotated as protease Do-like 5, chloroplastic. The transcript is spliced from 6 exons. Bases 204 to 629 code for a protein of 141 amino acids. The record is from RefSeq and is a predicted model, not a curated record. Lineage: Eukaryota; Viridiplantae; Streptophyta; Magnoliopsida; Fabales; Fabaceae.